Trichoderma citrinoviride is the source of this 1866-nucleotide messenger RNA. RefSeq names its product alpha/beta-hydrolase. Bases 1 to 1866 code for a protein of 621 amino acids. The transcript has 5 exons. The record is from RefSeq and is a predicted model, not a curated record. Lineage: Eukaryota; Fungi; Ascomycota; Sordariomycetes; Hypocreales; Hypocreaceae.
AUGAUACGCAUCAUCAGCCUCGUCCUCGCCUUGGCCUCAACCACAAACCAAGCCCUCGCAACGCCCGCACCCGGCCCUCGAGUCGACCUCGGCUAUGCCGUCUACGAAGGCCUCUACAACGCCACCCUCGACCUCAACAUAUGGAAAAGCAUCCGAUACGCCGCUCCGCCAGUCGGAAACCUGCGAUGGCAAGCCCCCCAAGAACCCCCCCAAGCCACGACCCCGAACCGCCUCGUCUCGGCCGUAGAUCAGCCCCCCUGGUGUCCCCAGUCGGGAGCCUACGGCGUGCCCUCCGUCUACGGCUUCAACUCCGGCCCCGGGGACGAAGACUGCCUCUAUCUCAACGUCUACGCGCCGCCUCAGGCUGAGAACCUGCCCGUCCUCGUCUGGAUCCACGGUGGCGGCUACUCGGUCUUCGGCGCCACAUACGACCCCAGGGCCCUCAUCAAGACCAACAACAACUCCUUCAUCACCGUCGAGAUCCAGUACCGCCUCGGCGCCUUCGGCCAGCUGGCCUCGCCCGACGUCCAGCGGCACGGCAGGCUCAACGCGGGACUCUUGGACCAGCGCUUUGCACUGCAGUGGGUGCAGAAGCACAUUGCCAGCUUCGGCGGCGAUCCGAGGCGCGUCACUGUGGGCGGAGAGUCGUCUGGCGCGGCGUCGGCCAUGUAUCAGGCGCUGGCGUACGGUGGGAGGGAAGCAGGGCUGUUCAGCGGCAUCAUCUUGGCGAGCACAUACGUUCCCCCCAUCUACCCCUUCGACCACGACGUUCCCACCGGCCACUAUCACGCCUUUGCCGAAGCUGCAGGCUGUGGAUCGUCUUUUGCUCUGAGCAACCACUCAAGCGUCUUCGACUGCCUCGUCGCCGCCGACACGACCAUCUUGCAAUACGCCAGCGGCCUCGUCUCGACGUCCAGGGGGUACUUUGGCAGCUUCGCCUGGUUGCCCGUCAUUGACCACCACUUCAUCCAGCACCGGCCCUCGGCACAGCUUGGCUGCGGCAAAGUCAGCGGCAAGCACCUCUUGAUCGGGACCAACGCAGACGAGGGCGUCCCGCUGACAAACCCCAACAUCACCACCAAAUCCGCCUUCGACGCCUUCAUCUCGUCUACCCUCCCCCAUCUGACAAGCGCCGACGUCUUCGCCCUCAACCGCAUCUACGACACGGCCGCCGCCCAGCCCGGCGACAACGGCACCCGCUUCGACACCCCCGGCGACGACCCCGGCGGCCCCACGGCCAACGCCGUCUCGGGCAUGGCCACGGGCAUCCAGCAGACGGCCUUCAACGUCGCCGCCGAGUCCACCUUCCACUGCCCCUCGCAGUGGCUCGCCGAGGCCUUCAGCGCAGCUGAUUCAUUGGGCCGCCGCCAUCGUCGUCGCGCGUGGAAGUACCAGUACUCGCUCGACCCGGCGUAUCACGGCGCGGACCUCGGCGCGUACUUUGCCCUCGCGGACGACGACGACGACGACGAUGGCCCCCCGAGUCGCGGCUUUCGGCACAGCUUCCGCCGGAUCUGGGGCGAGUUCAUAGUCAGCAACAACCCCGUCAUCUCCGUGAGCGAUGCGAAAGCGGGUAACGCAAACGCCACGGUGCCCAUUGACGACGACAACGACAGCAGCAGCAACCCAGAGGAUAGUACGAUCGCGUGGCCGGCGUUCAGCGCGCAGGACCAGACGUUCCUGAACCUCAACACCACGGGCGGCGAGGUGCAGCUGGUGACUGUGACGGAGGAGCUGAGCUACUACGUGCGCGGGGGGGAGGGCGUCGUGAAUGAGUUUCGGCUGGCGGAUGGGAGGAGCUGGGAGGGGGGGAGGGGGCAGAGGUGUGAGUUUUGGCGGGCUGUCGCGCCAAGGGUGCCUUUUUAA